UCUUUAGUUUAAAAAACAAAACCAAUAUUCAAACAUGAAGUUCAUAGUAUGCAUGGUGUUUGUGGUGGCACUGGUGGGUCAACAGCAGACCAACGCCAAGAGCGUGUCCAGUUCUCUGCACCAGUUCGACAAUGAGUUAGGUCAGGCUGCCUCAGAGUUUGGCCAUGAAUUGGGAGACGAGGGAACCCAGUUCGGACACGAGGCCUCCAACAGCGCCAUUAACUUUGGGCACCAAGUAUCCCAGGAAGCGGAACAAGUUGGCAGUGCUGAAAUUGGUUCUCUGGAAAAGCAGGCCCAGUCCUCUUCUUCCUCUAGCUCUUCUUCCUCUUCAGCUGAUUCCCCUUCAUCCACGAAUUCCGCAACUGAUAAGGUCGUUGUCAGUACUGACCAGUCCACCAAUAAGGUUAGCAGCAGUAAGACUACAACCUGCACCUGCGUCGACAGCGUAGAUAACUCUGGAAAGGAUGCCUCUGGCGCUGCCAAGUCUGUUGCUAAGGACGCCUCUGCUGCUGCCAAGUCAGUUGCCAAGGAUGCCACUGGCGCUGCCAAGGAUGCCACUGGAGAUGCCAAGUCUGUUGCCAAGGAUGCCACUGGUGCUGCCAAGUCAGUAGCCAAGGAUGCCACUGGCGCUGCCAAGGAUGCCACUGGAGAUGCCAAGUCUGUUGCCAAGGAUGCCACUGGUGCUGCCAAGUCAGUUGCCAAGGAUGCCACUGGUGCUGCCAAGUCUGUUGCCAAGGAUGCCACUGGCGCUGCCAAGGAUGCCACUGGAGAUGCCAAGUCUGCUGCCAAGGAUGCCACUGGUGCUGCCAAGUCAGUAGCCAAGGAUGCCACUGGAGAUGCCAAGUCUGUUGCAAAGGAUGCCACUGGAGCUGCCAAGUCUGUUGCCAAGGAUGCCACUGGCGGUGCCAAAUCAGUUGCCAAGGAUGCCACAAAUGGUGCAGAUACGAUUGCCAAUAAUGCUAGCAAUGCUGCAGGCACAAUAGCCAAAGAUGCCGCAAAUGGUGCAGAUACAAUUGCCAAAGAUGCCGUAAAUGGUGCAGAUACAAUUGCCAAAGAUGCCGUAAAUGGUGCAGAUACAAUUGCCAAUAAUGCCGCAAAUGCUGCAGGAACAAUUGCUAAUAAUGCCGCAAAUGGUGCAGAUACAAUUGCCAAAGAUGCCGUAAAUGGUGCAGAUACAAUUGCCAUUAAUGCCGCAAAUGCUGCAGGAACAAUUGCCAAUAAUGCCGCAAAUGCUGCAGAUACAAUUGCCAAUAAUGCCGCAGAUGCUGCAGACACAAUUGCCAAUAAUGCAUCCAACUUUGCGCACUCGAUUGCUAGUCUUUUUUAGAUAGCACAAUAAUGAAAUUGUCAUCCAUUUUUGAUCUAUUUAAUCAAAAAUCGUUAUGAGCGUUAUUAAUUCCCUUGCGAUUCAAAAUAUAUUCAAGUACUUGCUC
This is a messenger RNA of Drosophila subobscura, 1433 nucleotides long. Its product is annotated as predicted GPI-anchored protein 23. The coding region runs from base 35 to 1327 and encodes 430 amino acids. NCBI's taxonomy places the organism in Eukaryota, Metazoa, Arthropoda, Insecta, Diptera, Drosophilidae. The record is from RefSeq and is a predicted model, not a curated record. The transcript has 5 exons.